CUCGUAAGGUGAAGUGCCCGUGCGUCAACCUUCUGGCGUCUUCUCCUCUCAGCCGCGGGAGUGAGGGUAGCUACCUGCGUAGCAGACAGGGAAAUAAGGAGAAAAAAACUGAGUUAAACUGUGGAAAGAGGAGAAGAAAGCCAGCGCUCUCACUCACUGGAAGUCCGGAGCCGAGUGACUACAGGAAGGAAACAAGUCGCGUCGGUAAGACGAGUUUGUUUAUCUGGAGAAAAAAAAAUUGUUAGCGCUAACCGCGUCGUCCAUGCUAACGCUAGCUCUGUGUCUAACAGGCUGACCUUUCAUCUUAGAGCCUCUGCAGCUCCGAUAUCAGCUUUUAAAUGCAGAUUAAAGGUGAUAAACACGUCUCUCUAGCUGCUCUGAUGCUAUUUCUCUGUAUGCUGAAAGAAAGCAGUGGUGACAUUAAAGGUUAUGACAGUGAACUGAAGUGAAUAAUGGUGCAAUGUUUUGAUCAUGUGUGUAUUUUGUCUAUUGUUUUAUGCUGAUGUGUCAAUGUAAAAUGGAGGUUUUGUUUAUUUUCCUAAGGCCAAUUUAAAAUAAAAGAAAGUAAAUUGAUGAAGCAGAUGAUGAGAGUAAAAUGAUAUGUUAUAUAGCAAUAUGUAAACUACUGAAGGAAUUAUUUUCAUUUCAACAGUGAGUUUGACACCCUGUUGAGAGAUGAAUGUUGCCGACUGCUUGCUUCCCGAGUUAUACCAACUUUAGUAACGACUACACGAUAAAUACAGAGAGAGACACACGCUCAACCAAAACGCCACUCGAUGCAACAUAUUGAUUUUUAAACCUUCAAUGAUGCAUCUGAGAAUAGAAUGUAAAUUAUAUGAUCUUGUGUGUUGGUCAGGUUUUUGGCGAGGACAAGGAAAAUCCAAGGACCAGGACGAAAUUCCAGUCGUGACAGAUGGCGAGCUAACCACUUUGAGGAAGAAUUAGCGCGAAGGAGAUACAAACAUUCACACUACAAUCCAUGGACCUUUAAAAUCAGGUGCACCUGCAACAACAAACACUAUUACUUAAGUGUGCACACCAUACGCUUUUAUUUCUGGUAAUUUGGGGUUGUUCGUGUAUGUUUUGUACAAGUUGAUCGUGUCUUCUCAUUGACUGUAAAAAUACAAGAGUGGCUACUCAACAGUUA
Messenger RNA from Xyrichtys novacula (pearly razorfish), 1147 nucleotides. Lineage: Eukaryota; Metazoa; Chordata; Actinopteri; Labriformes; Labridae. The record is from the annotation of a GenBank genome assembly.